This is a messenger RNA of Pyrus x bretschneideri (Chinese white pear), 1605 nucleotides long. RefSeq names its product S-adenosylmethionine synthase 2. Gene Ontology annotation, biological process: S-adenosylmethionine biosynthetic process. The record is from RefSeq and is a predicted model, not a curated record. Lineage: Eukaryota; Viridiplantae; Streptophyta; Magnoliopsida; Rosales; Rosaceae. Gene Ontology annotation, molecular function: ATP binding; methionine adenosyltransferase activity. The transcript is spliced from 2 exons. Gene Ontology annotation, cellular component: cytosol. Bases 179 to 1354 code for a protein of 391 amino acids.
UGUAACCUGACUCUGUGUUUAAGCAACCACCACCAGACCCCUCCUCUGUCUAUAAAUAAAGCCCGGAAGUCUCGGAUUCGGUGUGGCAAAGAUUCGAGCUUUCAGGCUGCGAGACACUGGGAACAACCUGAACCUCAAGACCCAGGACUCAGAUUUCCGCUUUUAGCAACUUGUAAGAAUGGAAGACACCUUCCUGUUUACUUCGGAGUCCGUGAACGAGGGACACCCCGAUAAACUCUGUGAUCAGAUUUCGGAUGCAGUGCUCGACGCCUGCCUCGAACAAGACCCCGACAGCAAAGUUGCCUGCGAGACUUGCACCAAGACGAACAUGGUCAUGGUCUUCGGAGAGAUUACAACCAAAGCCAAAGUGGACUACGAGAAGAUUGUGCGAGAUACCUGCCGUACAAUUGGAUUUGUUUCAGAUGAUGUUGGUCUUGAUGCUGACAACUGCAAGGUCUUGGUUAACAUCGAGCAACAGAGCCCUGAUAUCGCCCAGGGCGUUCACGGCCACUUGACCAAGCGGCCUGAGGAGAUUGGUGCGGGUGACCAGGGUCACAUGUUUGGUUAUGCCACUGAUGAGACCCCUGAGCUUAUGCCUCUGAGCCAUGUUCUUGCCACCAAGCUUGGUGCCCGUCUCACUGAAGUUCGCAAGAAUGGAACCUUGCCGUGGCUGAGACCUGAUGGCAAGACGCAAGUCACUGUUGAAUACUACAAUGACCAUGGCGCUAUGGUUCCAAUCCGUGUCCACACGGUUCUCAUUUCAACUCAGCAUGACGAAACUGUUACCAACGACGAGAUUGCUGCUGACCUCAAAGAGCAUGUUAUCAAGCCUGUUGUUCCUGAGAAGUACCUAGACGAGAAGACUAUUUUCCAUCUCAACCCAUCAGGUCGAUUUGUCAUUGGUGGACCGCACGGUGAUGCUGGCCUCACUGGCCGCAAAAUCAUCAUUGACACCUACGGUGGUUGGGGAGCUCAUGGUGGUGGUGCCUUCUCUGGCAAGGACCCUACCAAGGUAGACAGGAGUGGUGCCUACAUUGUUAGGCAGGCUGCUAAGAGCAUUGUCGCCAAUGGUCUUGCUCGCAGGUGCAUAGUGCAGGUCUCGUAUGCCAUUGGUGUUCCCGAGCCACUAUCAGUGUUCGUUGACAGUUAUGGCACCGGAAAGAUUCCUGACAAGGAGAUUCUUAAACUAGUAAAGGAGAACUUUGAUUUCAGGCCCGGGAUGAUUGCGAUUAACCUCGAUCUCAAGCGGGGCAGGUACUUGAAAACGGCUGCUUACGGACACUUCGGUAGGGAUGACCCUGACUUCUCGUGGGAAGUGAUGAAGCCAUUGAAGUGGGAAAAGCCCCAAGAGUAGAACAAGUGCUUUUCCUCUCUGCUUGCAGUUGAUCAAUAAUCUGCUUCUUCCGAGCAGCCGGUUUUCGAAAUCAAGAGUCUUGCUUUUGCUUUUUCUUUUAAUUGUCUUUCCCUUAUCUUUUUUUCCACUUGAAAUAUUUCAAUUUGGCAUGUUUGGAUCACAUUAUACAAGAUGUAUUGAAUUCUGAGUCUUGGUGUAUGAAAACAUGUAGAAAAAAAGCUGGUUUCUUAUUAGCUGCAAGGCAACUUCAA